Molecule: messenger RNA, 1518 nt
Organism: Lepidothrix coronata (blue-crowned manakin)
Lineage: Eukaryota; Metazoa; Chordata; Aves; Passeriformes; Pipridae
Gene: METTL2A
Product: methyltransferase like 2A
Exons: 10
Coding region: 14-1228 (404 amino acids)
Molecular function (GO): tRNA (cytidine-N3)-methyltransferase activity
Source: RefSeq, a predicted model, not a curated record
GCCCCGGCCCGUCAUGGCGGCGCCCAGCGCGGAGCGGGAGCGGCGGCGCUUCGGGCAGCGCCUCCUCACAGACCCCGCGCGGCUCUUCCAGCACAACGCCUGGGAUAAUGUGGAAUGGUCAGAAGAGCAGGAAUCCAGUGCCAGGAGUAAAGUUCAAGAGAACAGCUCCCAGCUAUUGCCACAGGAUAAACAAGCUUUUUUCAGUAAUGGACUUGUUGCUGUGCAGAGAUGGUUGAGGAAUUUCAUGUUAUUGGAAUGCAGUUGGGAUUUCUGGCCAUGGAUGUUUCCAGAGGAAUAUGAGGUGAAUGCUAAGAGAUAUUGGGAUGACUUCUAUAAAAUCCACGAAAAUGGCUUCUUCAAGGACAGGCACUGGCUGUUCACUGAAUUUCCUGAGCUGGCACCCAACAGGACCUCAAGCCAAAAUGGGGAUUCUCUGCAUGAAUUCAGUACCAAAGAAGAAUCCAACAGUGACGGGCUGGGAAGGUGUGAAAAUGGACACUGUUCUUUGGAAACCAGGACAGAGGGUCAGUUCAACCUGCUCCAAAGCACAGCUGAGGUGUGCACAGAGGACUUGGCUGCACAGGAGCACAGGGAGCUGACCCAGAGGGCUGGAGAUUACCCAGGAUCAGCUGCAUCUUACCGUGUGUUGGAGGUUGGCUGUGGGGCUGGGAAUACAGUCUUCCCAAUUUUACAAACCAACAAUGACCCAGGCCUGUUUGUUUAUUGCUGUGAUUUUUCUACAACAGCUGUGGAUCUUGUCCAGAACAAUGCAGAAUAUGAUUCCUCUCGCUGCUUUGCCUUUGUCCAUGACCUGUGCAACGACCAAAGUCCUUUCCCAAUGCCAGAGGAGAGUCUUGACAUUGUUAUUCUUAUCUUUGUCCUCUCAGCAAUUCUCCCAGAGAAGAUGCAGAGCGUUGUGAGCAGACUGAGCCGCCUCCUGAAGCCAGGGGGGAUGAUUUUGUUACGGGAUUACGGACGCUACGACCUGGCCCAGCUUCGGUUUAAGAAAGGUCAAUGUCUGUCUGAAAACUUCUAUGUGAGAGGUGAUGGCACCAGAGUCUACUUCUUCACACAAGAUGAAUUAAACCACCUCUUCACCACGGCUGGGCUGGAGAAGAUCCAGAACGUGGUGGACCGGCGGCUGCAGGUGAACCGUGGGAAGCAGAUGACGAUGUACCGGGUGUGGAUCCAGUGCAAGUACCGCAAACCCGGCACCCCCCGGGCCUGAGGCACGGCCUGGGCUGUGGGGCUGGAGCCUCUCCGUGCCCAGGGAGUGUCUCCUCCUGGUGAGACGUGGUUUGAUGGAGUCCUGCACACCCAGGACACCUCAGUGCCUCGGACAGUGCCUGGCGUCACUGCGAGUGAGCUCUGCCAAGGAUGAACGCCCUGAGAGUGGCCCGAGGGGUCUUUUAGGUGGCAUCAAAUAUACUGAGUUGGAAGGGAGCCAUCAAGAUCAUUGAGUCCAACUCCUGGCCCUGCACAAGACGCCCCAAGAAUCCCACCACGUGCCUGAAAGUG